Messenger RNA from Manis javanica (Malayan pangolin), 2648 nucleotides. RefSeq names its product transmembrane serine protease 11D (gene TMPRSS11D). The record is from RefSeq and is a predicted model, not a curated record. Gene Ontology annotation, molecular function: serine-type endopeptidase activity. Gene Ontology annotation, biological process: proteolysis. Lineage: Eukaryota; Metazoa; Chordata; Mammalia; Pholidota; Manidae. Gene Ontology annotation, cellular component: extracellular region; plasma membrane.
UAGAUCCGAAAGAGUACAUGAGAGUCAUCAUUUGAGUGGAAAUCUGAGAAGCUGGAUAGGCAGAAAAUAGGACCUCUUCAUUACUCAAGAUUAAAAUGUAUAGGCCAGUACGGGCACCAUGGACCUCAAGAUGCCUGAAUCCCUAUGUUGUGUGUUUCAUUGCUGUUGCAGUGGUGGUAAUCCUGGCGGUGACCAUAGCACUGCUUGCCCACUUUUUAGCUUUUGAUCAGAAAUCUUACUUUUACCAUUGCAGUUUUCAAAUCCUCAAUGUUAAAUACAGUGAUGAGUUAAAUUCACCAGCUACACAGAAAUGUAGGAAUUUGAGUGAAAGUAUUGAAUCUAUGAUUACUAAAACAUUCAAAGAAUCAAAUUUAAGAAAUCAGUUCAUCAGAGCUCAUGUUGUCACAGUGAGGCAAGGUAGUAGUGGUGUGAUAGCAGAUGUUGUCAUGAAAUUUAAAUUCACUAGAAAUAACAAUGGAGCAUCAAUGAAAAGCAGAAUUGAGUCUGUUUUACGCCAAAUGUUGAGUAACUCUGGAAACUUGGAAAUGAGCCCUCCUACUGAAAUAAUGCCAAUUACUAGCCAGGAUACAAUAGAUUUUUUCACUAAAGAAUGUGGGGCCCGUCCGGACCUAAUAACACUGUCUGAGAGAAUCAUAGGAGGCACUAGGGCUGAGGAAGGAGACUGGCCGUGGCAAGUCAGUCUGCAGUUGAAUAACAUUCACCACUGCGGAGGCGUCCUGAUCAGUAACACGUGGAUCCUGACAGCAGCCCACUGCUUCAGAAGCAAUUCUGAUCCUCGUCAAUGGGCUGUCACAUUUGGUAUUUCCACAAGAUCUCCUAUACAGAGAAGAGGAAUAAGGAAUAUUAUAAUCCAUAAUGAUUAUAAACCUGCAACUCAUGAAAAUGAUAUUGCACUUGUACAACUUGACAGACCUGUCACCUUUACCAAAAAUAUCCGUAGGGUAUGUCUCCCAGAGGCUACCCAGAAUAUUCUACCUGGUUCCACUGCUUACAUAACAGGAUGGGGAUCUCAAAGCUAUGGCGGCAACACAGUAACAGAUCUACAGCAAGCACGGGUGGAAAUAAUAAGUAACAGUGCAUGUAAUGCACCUGAUAGUUAUAAUGGAGCAGUCUUGCCUGGAAUGAUAUGUGCUGGAGAACCUCAAGGUGGAGUAGAUGCAUGCCAGGGUGACUCCGGUGGCCCACUAGUUCAAGAAGAUUCACGGCAGAUUUGGUUCCUCGUGGGCAUAGUGAGCUGGGGGUAUGAAUGUGGUCUGCCGAAUAAGCCAGGAGUUUACACUCGAGUGACACCCUACCGUGACUGGAUAACCAAACACACUGGGAUCUAGUACAAUAAACGCAUCUCUCUUGAAAAGUCUGUACACAGAGGUACUUUACUAACAUUUCAAAACUUCACUUUUCAACUGCAAAAGAAACUGAAAGCACCCUAUUUUAACAUACUUUUACGUAAACAUAGUUUCCCAAACACUAGCUGAUCUUUCUUUAUGACUACAGAUUUUAGAUAUUCUCAAUAAAACUAUACACGUUACAUAGUACUGUGGCUGUGUGCCCAGAGAGACAUAGCAAGCUGGUUACCAAGGUAACAGUUCUUUUUCAGAUGGGUAAGUGCUGCUAAUAAGAAAAUAGGUACCUUAAGAGUGGUACUGAAAGAACCUGGACAAGUCUGGAGAGUCAGAGUCUUCUCUGAGGAGGUCUCACUGAAGCUGAUAAGUGAGCAAAAUGUAGAAACUUACAAAAGAAGAAGUGUUAGAAUAACAUUUAAGACAGAACAGCAUGAGGCAAGAAAAGAUACAAUCUUACAGUCAUCUUAGUUAUCCUGUAGGAACACAUGUCACAGGAACAGAUGGAUUUCAGGCAUGUAAGAUCAAACCAAAUAUAUUCACUCCUCAACUGGAACCCAAAGAACUAUAAAUAAUUUUUCUGAUGACUUUUAUUAAAAAUAUCCUUCACUUAUGUGAAGAAGAGAUUUCCUUUACAAAGAAACAGAUGAAAUAUACCCAUACUACCUUCCCAGGGAAUUUCCGACUACACAGUGCUUUUUAACAACCAAAUAAGAGUAAUUUUAAGAACUGAAGUUUACCAUUGGCAGUUAUUUUUGAGAGUAGAGUCCUUGACAGCUAAAUUCAAAUAAUGAAUUGAAAGUCAUAUGGAAAAAAAUGCAGAGUUGAUCUGCAAAGAGAAAGUUUUAAUAGCUUAACUUCAAAAUGUCUUAGAAAAGGAACUUUCUCCCUCUCUUUCCCUCUUACACAAUCUCUCUCUCUCUCACACACACACACUACCAAAGAACAUAAAUAAGAUUAUUAAAAUUUAAUGGCACAGCAAUUUAUGUAGCCUGAACCAUGAGUAUUAUUAAAUUUUUAUGGGAUCUUAGCAUAGCUAGAGCUUGGUCAUGAAUUAUCAUCUAUGUAUCAGUGCUUCCCUCUUCUAAAAGCUAACUCACAACACUUGGGCAUCAGAACUAUAUGCAUUGUGAUGAAAACUACUUGUAUUUCCUCAUGUACAACUGUGACAAGACCUACAUUAAAGUCAUUUACUUUUAAGUAAAAGAAAUUGAAAAUUUAAUCAACACUUGGUGAAAUAUACAAAUUGUUGGUGUACCUUAUUUCAAAUAAACUCUUUUAAAAUCA